Messenger RNA from Cyanistes caeruleus (blue tit), 1186 nucleotides. NCBI's taxonomy places the organism in Eukaryota, Metazoa, Chordata, Aves, Passeriformes, Paridae. The record is from RefSeq and is a predicted model, not a curated record.
UUUCUUAACAUCUUGUUUUCAGGAGCUGAACCAAUGACUCUUGGCUCCCCAACAUCUCCCAAACAAGGAACUAGUGCUCAAUUUCUCCCUGGGUUUUUGAUGGGUGACUUACCUGCCCCAGUGACUCCGCAGCCACGUGCUUUAUACGGCCCUUCAAUUGGUGUAAUGGAAACAAGGUCUCCCCUACUUGCAGGAGGGUCUCCCCCACAACCAGUAGUCCCUUCGCAUAAAGAUAAAGGUGGUGCUCCACCAGUUAGAAGCAUAUAUGAUGAGUUAUCUAGUCCUGGGCUUGGAUCAUCACCUCUAUCCUCAAGAAGACCAGCCAGCUUUAGUUUAACACAGAGCCCAUCAGUUGGAAUUCUGCCAUCAACACCGGGAGCAGCUUCAAGCAUGUUCAGUCCUGCAAGUAUUGGGCAGCCUAAGAAGACCACACUAUCUCCUGCUCAGCUAGAUCCUUUUUACACUCAAGGUGAUUCCCUUACUUCAGAAGAUCAACUUGAUGACACAUGGGUAACUGUAUUUGGAUUUCCUCAAGCAUCAGCUUCCUAUAUUCUACUACAGUUUGCUCAGUAUGGAAACAUAUUAAAGCAUGUGAUGUCCAACACAGGAAACUGGAUGCAUAUUCGAUAUCAGUCUAAGCUUCAAGCCCGGAAAGCCUUAAGCAAAGAUGGAAGAAUUUUUGGUGAAUCUAUCAUGAUUGGUGUCAAGCCCUGUAUAGAUAAAAGUGUGAUGGAAAACUUUGAAAGAAGCUCUACAUCCCCAAUGUCUUCGAUUUUCACUCCGCCUACAAAAUCUGCUGGCACACCAAUACAACCUGCGAAUAAUACUGCAAGGAUUUCUACAAUGAGACCUCUUGCAACAGCAUAUAAGGCUUCCACUAGUGACUAUCAGGUGGUUUCUGACAGACAAACUCCAAGGAAAGAUGAAAGUAUCGUAUCUAAAGCAAUGGAAUAUGUUUUUGGCUGGUAAUACACAAGAGGGAGUAACACACUAAGCUGGUCAGGGUUUGAACUAUACUACUGGCACUUGUAGUUAGUUGUAUAACUACUGGUGGCAGUAUUUUAUCUUACAGAGCACCUGUUAUGCCUUCAGUUUAUUCAGAAGACAUGUAGCUUGCACUUUAAAUGAUGGCAGUGUACACAUGGUUUUACAAACUGAGUAAGUAAAUAAAAGUGCUUUUUCCCCA